Molecule: messenger RNA, 1542 nt
Organism: Acipenser ruthenus (sterlet)
Lineage: Eukaryota; Metazoa; Chordata; Actinopteri; Acipenseriformes; Acipenseridae
Product: monocyte chemotactic protein 1B-like
Exons: 3
Coding region: 92-391 (99 amino acids)
Biological process (GO): cellular response to type II interferon; chemokine-mediated signaling pathway; cellular response to interleukin-1
Cellular component (GO): extracellular region
Molecular function (GO): chemokine activity; CCR chemokine receptor binding
Source: RefSeq, a predicted model, not a curated record
GCACCAGCCCCUUAUAAAUAUCACAGACUUAAUGCUAACAUUCGCUCUGAAGGUUUGAUUCUGUGUGAUAUCUUAACUCAGACACAAGAAAAUGGCCUCAAUUCGCCUGGCAGUGGUGGUCGGUGUCCUUGUUCUCCUUUGUGCCAUAUCCCUUGGCGAUGGUCUUCGGAUGUCCAAUGGGCCUAAAAAGUGCUGUUUUGAAUUUGCUGUUCAACAAUUACCAAGAGGACGCAUUCUGGAGUACACUAAAACUAGCACUAGAUGCUCAAACCAAGGAGUUCUGUUCAGAACCAUUGCAGGCCGGCAGGUCUGUGCCAACCCUUCUGACAGCUGGGUGCAGAACUACAUGAAGCAUUUCGACAGGACAAAUAUGAAGAAACAAAACCUGUGAGAAAAUGGAAUGCCAACAUCCCUCAAACUGCAUACACCACUGUGCAAUUGAAUGUAAUUUGUUCUAAAGUCUCUUUGCUUAAAGAGAAUGAACUGACAACACACAUGCUCAUAUUAACCCAUUAAGUACCAAAUUCAUUUUUCUUUGAAAAAAACAGACCACCAGCUGUAUUUUUGUAAUUUUGUGAAUUAUAAAUCAAUAUUUCUUCACAGAAAAAAAUAUAUAAUUCUUUGUUUUGGCUCAAGACAGUCAUAUUAGACCAGUGAAAUUUCAUGUCGGCUAUUAAGCUCAUAGAAAAUUGAGCUUUAUCAUCACUGUGGGUAGGAAAACACCAAGAAAUGUAUCAUUUACAGGCUUGUUUCUUAUUUUAUAAUGAGGCUUCAUAAAAGCCUCUGAAGAGCUGUAUUUGCAGAAUUAGCAGUUCGAUUUAGAGUUACAGUUAACAAAAUGAGUUAUCAACAAUAUAGUUAAAGAGAUCAUUAAAAUAACAGGUAGAUGCCAGUUAAAAAUGAUCCAAAAAGUACAUAGUAGUUUGUCAACAAAUGAGGACAAUGGCACUUACUGGGUUAAUAUUGACUUCUGUGCAUGUGUGUGUGUCAGAUAUUUUCGUUGGGCAGCAAUUUGAUCAUACAGCAGAUGUAUCCAGAUAUAAGCUUUGAAUUAUUUAAUUUUAAUACAUUAUCUUUGCAAACCCAAUGUUUCUAUUUAUGAGAGAAUAUGUUUUCUACAACUGUAGAUUAUGAAUUACAUUUUUUAUUUAAGAUGGUAACACCAACUUAUUUAACCUGCGUGUACUACCUGUUUCUUAGUCAUUUGUUGUUCUUGAAUAAAGGCACUUUGCAAAAAGAAGAUUUAUAUUUAAGACUUCAAAAUGUGUUUUAAGAGCUACUGUGAAGUCCAUCCAUACGGUAGAAAACUUAAUCUUAAACAUCUUCCCAGAACAGUUUAUUUUUUUUUAAUAAUGAUUAUUUAUUAUCUCAUGAACAGGGUUUGCGGAAAGAAAGUGAAAAAAAAGCCAAAGAUAAAGCUGGAUGGCUAGUGCAUUUAUGAAUUUUACAGACAUUUAAACACAUGUGCCCUUUCAAGAAAUAAAUGUAGUGUACUGCUUUUGAAAUGUGUUAUUUCUACAAUAAAGUUAUUUGUUGCAGUCA